GCUCCGAUCGAGAGCGACUUCGCAGUCAAGAUCCAUAUACGAUCUACAAAGUGUAAUCAUGAAUGAAGAGGACAAAGGCAAGAUUAUUCAGAACUUGACCGUGCUGAGAGAAAGUGUCAUGGUCAGUAUCCAUCCAAUACUACAUCUACUGAUCGAGAAUGGCGUAUUGAAGUUCGAGUUUCUUGCACAAUUUGACCAAAUUUCAGACCGACACAAACAAUUCAGUGAAUUUAUUUCUGUUCUGACGUCAUCAGGGCACACACUGGCUUACAGUACGUUUAAGACCGCAUUGAAGGCAGAAGGAUUGCAUGAUUUGGUGGAAACUAUGGAAAGAAAAGAGCCGGAUCCUAACAGAACAGUUAACUCUGAGCAGGUAGAGUCAACAACGGCAGCCGGUGCUUCUGGUGGAGAAAUUCUUGACGCUAUGAAAGAAAUGUUUGCUGAUGCUGAACGGAAACACGAAGAAAGGAUGAAAAGAAUUGUAGAGGACGUGUCCCACAUACGAAAGAAACAGACAGAAGCGGAGUUGUUACGACAAGAAGAUCAGAAACAUCUUCAUGAACUGCAUGAGUUGAAUAAGAGAACUCUUGGAAUGCUUCAACAUUCUUCAGAUGAUGAGAAACGUUUAAAAGAGGACUAUACUCACUUACAAGAGAUACAGAAAGAAAUGCGUCAAACUGACAAUGAUCGUCUUCUCCGUCUCCGCGACAAGAACUUUGAGAUAGAGGAUCUCAACUGCAAGUUAAAGCAAAAGGAGAAAGAACUAAAGGAAAAAACAAAAGAAAAUUGCAUAUUGAAGGAAACAAUUUGUGACCAAUACGAAAAAAUGAAAUCUGUUCUCGGAAAGCAAAAGCAAACGCGAAAGGUACGAACGGUGAAAGAACAAUGUAACCAAGCAAUAAAGAUAUACCAACAAACAGGAAUAAUCGACUUGAACUUUCAAAUCAGUUUCGGGGAUUAGUAUCUUAAUACAUUUGGUGACGACUUACAUUCAGCAAUAUAUACUUACAAUCAAUUUUGUCAACACUUAAUUGACAAGUAUUUUCACGAUGAAAAAACUGAACACUGAUUAUCAUUGUUGAACCAUAAUACAAUUUGACGUGUGGAGUUGGUUUAUGCAUUGAUAUACAUGUAGUUGUAUGUAAAUGUUUAUAUUAGCGUAUAGAUGUAGAUUAAACACUAACACUAUAUAUAAAACGCAUUGUCAUCAAAUAUUGUACAACGUCACAGCAUGGAUAACGUGUAGAAGUCGGGGUUCUGACUCCGAACUCUAUGGCUGAGGUUUAUUUCUUUUUAUUAUACAUAUAUAUAUAUAUUUCUAUAACCUCUUACCUAGGUUUUUAGUUAGCAUUGACAGCGUCAUAACGAAUAGAACAAUUGUAAUCGAAGAGUUCCUAGAUAACGACAAUUUCAUAGAAUGGAACAGAAAAAACAUGAAUUCAAUGUAUAUUAAAAACCUUCAGAGAAAGUAUAUUAGAUUAUUUUUUUUCAUUGGACGAUCUCACUUGCUGACUGUCUUCUGACGGUAGAUAUUUAAAUAAAACCAUUACGUAUUCCGUUGAAAAAGUCAUGUUUCAAAACGAAAUUAAAGCUAACGCAGUUAGAUUUCGAAUUGUUUGACGUUUUGACGUUAAACGGUACAUGUGAUACUCUCUUAAGAUUUGAUCACGAGCAUUGCUAUCUUCAAAUUAUGUGGACGAAUUGUUAGGUAUGCUAUGUUCGACAUUAACGCAGUUGCGUAGAAAAAUCACAACACAAUCAAACAUUCCUAUCUAUACAGUAUACACAUUAAUUAAGACGUCACAACCGUGUACGCUAUUUAAUUGACAUAACAUGUGGUUAUAGUAUAUAAAUAGUUAAAUAGAUAUAAGACGUGUAUACAGUACUAGUGUCUAUUUUCCUGUACUAGUUAUACGUCAGAUGUGUUUGGAGGUUUUAUUACAAUUAUUUUAUAUGAUAUGCGAGUCAUCGCGGUUUUCGUCAGGUCUGAAACCUUGGUAUUUAGGGUAAAAAGUUUUUAUUAUGGUCACCAUGCUAAUAUAUUUACAUUUGGUGUGGCAAAGCCCUUCUAUAUUACUACUAAAGUACUGCCAAUAGCAGCUUCAUCUUA
Molecule: messenger RNA, 2110 nt
Organism: Mizuhopecten yessoensis (Yesso scallop)
Lineage: Eukaryota; Metazoa; Mollusca; Bivalvia; Pectinida; Pectinidae
Exons: 3
Coding region: 59-961 (300 amino acids)
Source: RefSeq, a predicted model, not a curated record